AUGAAUCCGAGCGCUCCCAGUUACCCGAUGGCCUCCCUCUACGUCGGCGACCUGCACCAGGAUAUCACCGAGGCCAUGCUGUACGAGAAGUUCAGCCCCGCCGGGCCUAUCCUCUCCAUUCGAGUCUGCAGGGACAUGAUCACUCGUCGAUCCCUCGGAUAUGCCUACGUUAACUUCCAACAGCCAGCCGAUGGUAAGAAUUGAUGAUUUAAAAAAACAACGUAUUUCAUGUUUAAUUUAUGGAUGCGCCAAUGAAAAUAUAACAUGACGUGGCUCGCACGUUCACGUUGCACCAAAAAUGGCAACCCGUGGGAUGAAUAACAUUAGGUCAUCCAGUUGGACUUGGUUUCAGUUCAGCUAGCUAUGUAGGCCAACUAGUCUUUGAGUGUCCUAAUUUGCUGUAGCGUUAGGUUCAAUGAUUCAUUGGAGUAUCAGCUGCAUCACUGCUACAAUAUGACUCUCAGAUCCACCUCUACGUAGACGACACCAUUUUGUAUACAUCUGGCCCUUCAUUGGACACUGUGUUAUCAAACCUCCAAACGAGCUUCAAUGCCAUACAACAAUCCUUCCGUAACCUCCAACUGCUCUUAAACACUAGUAAAACUAAAUGCAUGCUCUUCAAUCAAACGCUGCUGGCACCCGCCCACCCGACUAGAAUCACUACUCUCGACGGGUCUGACCUAGAGUAUGUGGACAACUACAAAUAUCUAGGUGUCUGGUUAGACUGUAAACUCUCCUUCCAGACUCACAUUAAGAAUCUCCAAUCCAAAGUUACAUCUAGAAUCGGCUUCCUAUUUCGCAACAAAGCCUCCUUCACUCAUGUUGCCAAACAUGCCCUCGUAAAACUGACUAUCCUACCGAUCCUUGACUUAAUAAAUAAAUAAAUAAUAUGCCAUUUAGCAGACGCCAGGUCAUCUAUAAAUCACUGCUAGGCAAAUCCCCGCCUUAUCUUAGCUCAUUGGUCACCAUAGCAGCACCCACCCGUAGUCUGCGCUCCAGCAGGUAUAUCUCACUGGUCAUCCCCAAAGCCAACACCUCCUUUGGCCGCCAUUCCUUCCAGUUCUCUGCUGCCAAUGACUGGAACGAACUGCAAAAAUCUCUGAAGCUGGAGACUCUUAUCUCCCUCACUAACUUUAAGCAUCAGUUGUCAGAGCACCUUACCGAUCACUGCACCUGUACACAGCCCAUCUGAAAUUAGCCCACCCAACUACCUCAUCCCCAUAUUGUUAUUUAUUUUGCUAAUUUGCACCCCAGUAUCUCUAUUUGCACAUCAUCUCUUGCACAUCUAUAAUUCCAGUGUUAAUACUAACUGUAAUUAUUUUGCACUAUAGCCUAUUUAUUGCCUUACCUCCAUAACUUGCUACAUUUGCACACACUCUAUAUAUAUUUUUUUUUUUUUUUUUUUUUUUACCCCAUAUGUAACUCUGUGUUGUUUUUUAUCGCACUGCUUUGCUUUAUCUUGGCCAGGUCGCAGUUGUAAAUGAGAACUUGUUCUCAACUGGCUUACCUGGUUAAAUAAAGGUGAAAUAAAUAAAUACAAUAUUCUCCCCCCACAUACAAUGGAGCAGUUUCCUUCAACAGCAUUCUAAUGGUAUGGCUCCCGAUAUGUUCCUAGCUGAACGUGCCCUGGACACCAUGAACUUCGACGUCAUCAAGGGGAGACCUCUGCGCAUCAUGUGGUCUCAGCGCGACCCUUCCCUGAGGAAGAGUGGGGUGGGCAACAUCUUCAUCAAGAACUUGGACAAGUCCAUUGACAACAAGGCCCUCUACGACACCUUCUCUGCCUUCGGCAACAUCCUCUCCUGCAAGGUAGGCUGAGAGACGGUUCUGGCCGUGUGGCUGCCAUAUGCUGUGUUGUUCAGCAUGCCGAAACAAUGCAGUGGUGUUGGUUGAAGUCUGUGUUGAAUUGAGUCGGUUUUGAUAUGCAUGAUGUUUUAAAAAAAACAAUUGCCUGUGCUCUUUAAUGUCCUUUCUCCAAGGUGGUUUGUGAUGAGAAUGGCUCAAAGGGAUAUGGCUUUGUGCACUUUGAGACCCAGGAGGCUGCUGAAAGAGCCAUUGAGAAAAUGAACGGCAUGUUGCUCAAUGACAGAAAAGUGUAAGUGUGAUUGCUCCACCUUUACCAACUUGGACAUAGUAAAUAAUAGACGGGUCCAACGUUAGUGCAGCAAUAACUCAAACGUACAGAGAUGUAACCGAGUUGUAAAAGGGAACUGGUUUUCAUUUAACUCCUGGUUCAAUAAUGGUUAAAUAAUAGCAGGAUUUGUUUUUGUGUGAGUUCUAACUUUAAUCUUACUAACUCGGGUUUUUCUCAAGUCAAACUAAUAUAGAACGGUUGCUCUGUAUCCUUGUGCUUGUCUACUCACUGCCUUGUCAAUCUCAAUACUCUUCCCUGGGGUUUAGUCUAGAUGGUGGUUAAUGUAGAUGUAACCAACGUUACCAAGCUCGUGUUUCCCCCCCUACAGAUCGGUAGCCUUUUCUACACACUGUUCAACUGACAAUAAUAUUUUAUUAACACACACAACAGGUUCGUCGGACGCUUCAAAUCGCGCAAAGAGCGCGAGGCCGAGCUUGGAGCCAGAGCCAGAGAGUUCACCAAUGUGUACAUCAAGAACUUUGGAGAAGAUAUGGAUGAUGAGAAGCUGAGGGAGCUGUUUGGGAAAUAUGGUAAGUGUCUGCCACGUGUCGUGUGUCACCCCCAGGGAUGUAUUCACUAGGACGCUACCAGGACGAAGCGGGGGUGGGGGCCUACCUCGUGAUGUCCAAUAAGAAAUGUUUUGUCAAAUGUAAUGAAUGAGUCCAGGCCCAGAUGUGUUGAUAGUUCCUCUUGUAGUAAAUGUUGGUUCCGUAGAAUUAGAAUUUGAUGCCGUUUUGUGUUGGACUCUAUCGUUCCGGGACCGGCCCUGAGCAUCAGGGUGAUGACGGACGACAGCGGGAAGUCCAGAGGGUUCGGCUUCGUCAGCUUUGAGAGGCAUGAGGAUGCUCAGAGGGUGAGUUGGGCCAUACGUUUCCUUAUCAUCACUGUCUGGAUGUUCAAAAGGGCUGAGUGUCCUGGAGAACAGGGUUUCUGACCUCAAUGGGACCACCUGGAUCCGUAUAUUCUCUCCUCAGGCUGUAGAUGAGAUGAACGGGAAGGAUUUUAACGGCCGCCAGGUGUACGUGGGCCGCGCCCAGAAGAAAGGAGAGCGCCAGACGGAGUUGAAACGCAAGUUUGAACAGAUGAAACAGGACCGCAUGACCCGCUACCAGGGGGUCAACCUGUACGUCAAGAAUCUGGACGAUGGCCUCGACGAUGAGCGUCUAAGGAAGGAGUUCUCUCCCUUCGGUACCAUCACCAGUGCCAAGGUAACCUCCCUGAGUCAACAUUUUACAUGUUAGUCAUUUAGCAGACGCUCUUAUCCAGAGCGACUUACAGUUAGUGCAUACCAUUUUUUCAUACUGGCCCCCCCCCGUGGGAAUCGAACCCACAACCCUGGCGUUGCAAACGCCAUGCUCUACCAACUGAGCUACAUCCCUGCCGGCCAUUCCCUCCCCCCUACGUCACCCUCUGAUUGAACAUUACCUGGAGAUGUCAGGAGAAACUUGGGGGAUUACAAAUGUAGAAUUGCAUUGUUAACUUACAACUGUAUUAGCACAGGGUGAGAAAUGAACUCCACUAUAUCAGUUGUCUGGGGAGAGAGAGAACUGUGGUGUUGAGCUUAUUGCCUGCUCUGCAUAGCAGAGAUUCUACACCCGCUGUCAUUCAGGUUCAGAUAACACUUUAAAAACCACUGUGGAUCUAAUGUACCUCUCUAUAGGUGAUGAUGGAGGGUGGCCGCAGCAAGGGCUUCGGCUUCGUGUGCUUCUCCUCCCCCGAGGAGGCCACCAAGGCUGUGACGGAGAUGAACGGGCGCAUCGUGGCCACCAAGCCGCUGUACGUGGCGCUGGCUCAGAGGAAAGAGGAGCGCCAGGCUCACCUCACCAACCAGUACAUGCAGAGGAUGGCCACCGUCCGGCCCGUACCCAACCCAGUCCUCAACCCCUACCAGCCUGCCCCUCCCUCUGGGUACUUCAUGGCUGCCAUCCCCCAGACUCAGAACCGUGCCGCCUACUACUCCACCAACCAGCUGGCUCAGCUGAGACCCGGCCCACGCUGGGCCACCCAGGGUGUCAGACCACAGCGUAACUAUCUGCAUAGUUGACAUUUUAGAAUUUAACUGCUCGUUUGGUGUGUCCACAAUCACUAUUUAGUCAACAGUUCCACUGGAGACUAGAACCUAAUUCUCCAUCCAGGAAGUUGUUAGAUUUUGAAUGGUUCCCUUCUACUUCCAGACUUCCAGAACAUGCCCAACGCCAUGCGUCCGUCCGCCCCCAGACCCCAGACCUUUGGCGCCAUGAGGCCCUCGUCCUCUCAGGUGCCACGCAUGAUGGCCGGCCAGAGAAUGGGUGAGUUUAGCUGGUAACCCAGCCCUGCACAUAGCUUGGGGAUUUUCACAUCCACCUCUCAUCUUGCUACCAUUUACCUGAUUAUACUGUCUGUUAAAGGAUUUUUAAGGCCUUGAGACAAUUCAGACAUGGAUUGUGUAUGUGUGCCAUUCAGAGGGUGAAUGGGAAAGACAAAAUAUUUAAGAGUCCUUUGAACGGGGGUAUGGUAGUAGGUGCCAGGCGCACCGGUUUGUGUCAAGAACUGCAACGCUGCUGGGCUUUUCACGCUCAACAGUUUCCCGUGUGAAUCACGAAUGGUCCACCACCCAAAGGACAUCCAGCCAACUUGACACAACUGUGGGAAGCAUCGGAGUCAACAUGGGCCAGCAUCCCUGUGGAACGCUUUCGACACCUUGUAGAGUCCAUGCCCCGACGAAUUGAGGCUGUUCUGAGUGUAAAAGGCGGGCGCAACUCUAUAUUAGGGUGGUGUUCCUAAUGUUUUGUACCAACUCAGUAUGUCUUGAAAUAUGAAUCUCUCUUGGAUGUUGAGCGACUUCCUCCUCCUCUCUCCUCAGCCACCCAGGCCCUGGGCCAGCGUCCUGCCGGGGCGGCGGCUGCAUCCCCGGUGAGGAUGCCCCAGUACAAGUAUGCAGCAGGCGUGAGGAACCCCCAGCAGCACAUGGCCAGCCAGCCCCAGGUGAUGCAGCAGCCGGCUGUCCACGUCCAGGGGCAGGAGCCUCUGACUGCCUCCAUGCUGGCCGCUGCUCCUCCCCAGGAACAGAAGCAGAUGUUGGGUGAGUUUUUCUUUUUUAAAAGUCCCUCUCUUCUGGUCGCUUCUCUUUUACUGGCCUUUCCGAUCUCCAGCUCCUUCAGUUAAAGGUGCUACACGUUGAAUUUAUUAGAAUUUGUGCGUUGUAAUUUCAGAGAAUGUCCAUAAUACAUCUGCAGUAAUAGUGGAAUGAUAAGUGUUUCACAAUGUUACUUUCCCGGCAGUGUUGUGAUUGGCUGUGAUAUUCGCCAAUUGAUUUCUCCCGCCACUUCCUGGUUGCUGAAAUUCGAAUAGUUAGCCUAAUUUCAAUUUAUGUGACAAAACAAGCAGUCAUUGUGUAGAGAAUCAUUGUACCGCUGUGAAAUAUAUAUUUCCCAUAACCAAACGUAUUGUAUUUUCAGCUGUUUGAAGCUGGUGUACAAAACCACAAGUAAAAGACGCAAAAACUAAACUUCAUAACGGGAGGCACAGAACAGAUCUACCACUUCUUAGACUGGCUUUCAAUGAGAAUCACAGAUCUAUAACUCACAUUUCUAUAUGAAUGUUUGCGGGUCGCCCAAAAAGUUGCAUAUUGCAGCUUUAAAAGACGAUCAACAUUUAGGUGCUCUUUGUCAAUGAUGUUUUCAGUAGAAAUGUCUGAACAUAUGAAUUUCAGUGAUUCUUAUUUUUUGACUGAGACAAGACCCCCCCCAACCUAUUACAUAAAUGGCUGGUGAUCCUCUUUCUGUGUCUGGGUCUUUUCCUGAUGGUGGAUUCUCUCCCCCCCACUCCCUCUGCAGGUGAGCGCCUGUUCCCCCUCAUCCAGAACAUGCACCCCAGCCUGGCUGGAAAGAUCACUGGCAUGCUGUUGGAGAUAGACAACUCUGAGCUGCUCCACAUGCUGGAGUCUCCCGAGUCUCUCCGAUCCAAGGUGGAUGAGGCUGUCGCUGUGCUGCAGGCCCACCAGGCCAAGGAGUCCGCCCAGAAGCCCACCAACCCUGCUGGAGUCCCCAGCUAA
This is a messenger RNA of Coregonus sp. 'balchen', 6167 nucleotides long. Lineage: Eukaryota; Metazoa; Chordata; Actinopteri; Salmoniformes; Salmonidae. The record is from the annotation of a GenBank genome assembly.